CCAGAACGGGAAAGAACCGUAGCCUCAUUUCCGAAGCUUCCCCAUCACUUUCAUGCUCAUUGCUUCGAUCGUAUAAAAGACGUUGCCAGGAAAGAAAUCUUCACAUUCAGACUUCGAUUACCCGUGAUAACAACAUGUUUAAAAUUUUGAUUGUGGCAACUCUGGCCGCGGCCAGUUGUGUGGCUGAGCCCGAGGCCAAUGCUGAGCCCAUCCUUGGCCUCCUUUUAAGGGGUGGUUUCGGUAGACAUCGUGGUGGAUUUGGCGGUGGAUUUAAUGGAGGGUAUGGUGGUGGACGUCGAGGACAUAGAGGAUAUGGCGGGCGUAGAGGAUAUAAUGGAGGAUACGGUCAUAGCUAUGGCCACAGCGGACAUUAUCACAAGCGCUCCGCAGAUCCCGAACCCGAGGCAGAGGCAGAGGCUGAGCCCACUUACUCUUACGACACCAAUAUCGCUAAUCCCGGAUAUGUCGUUGCUCCCGUGGCUUAUGCCGCAGACUACACUCCCUACAACACUUAUGCUUAUGCUCUGGACACGCCCAUUGCUUACUCUGGAGCUCACUUCAUUGGCAAACGAGAGGCAGAGGCUGAGCCUGGAUACCGACAUGGUGGUGGCUUUGGCCGUGGUUAUGGAGGUGGAUUUGGUGGUGGAUUUGGUCGUGGUUAUAGCCGUGGUUAUGGCAGUGGAUAUGGCCAUGGUCAUAGCCGCGUUUAUGGUGGCGGUCAUCAUGGCGGUCGCAGUGGAUACAGACAAAGCUACGGGCACUAUUACUCGAUGGGCCCAUGGUCUGGUAAGCUUUAUGUCAGUACGUGUGGUUCUUUUUCAGCUAGAAAGAUGAAAUUGCCACGGGACGUACGAAUGAAUUUACAUAGGCCAAAGACGAUGAACGGUUGGUGCUUGUCUGGCUCUGUAGAGAUCGUUGUAGCUCUCGCUGUGGCCUGUAUGGCCGAGCCUGAGGCCAAUCCCGAGGCUUAUGGUGGUAGAUACCGUAGCUCAUAUGGCGGACAUGGGGGAUACCGUAGUGGACAUCGUGGAUACCGUGGCGGAUAUGGUUAUCUCCACAAGCGAUCUGCUGAGGCUGAAGCCGAGGCCGAGGCUGUUGCCGCCCCUGAAGCCGAGGCCGAGGCUGAUCCCGCUUACCUAUAUGGUGGUGCCUACAAUGUCGCUCCCUAUGCCACCACCUACGGUGCCGCCCCCAUUGCGUACACCUCUGCCGCUGCCUAUGCCCCUUACUCCGCCUACAACGGUUACGGUUACGGUUACGGUUUGACCUACGGUCAUGGUGCCCACUUCAUUGGCAAGCGCGAAGCUGAGCCGAUCUUUUUGCGCAAGGUCUUUGGACGUCGUCAUGGUCGUGGUGGUCGUCGUGGUGGUCGUCGUGGUGGUCGUUAUGGAUAUCGCGGUUAAGAAGUCAAAACUCUUCGAGAUGUCAUUCCAAAGACAGAAGUAUUCCCAAUGUGAAUGAAAAGCUUACUCAUGAACAUCAAAAAGCUUUUAGGAAAAAAUAAAACCAUUCAAAUCAAGGACUAAUUG
Molecule: messenger RNA, 1529 nt
Organism: Tigriopus californicus
Lineage: Eukaryota; Metazoa; Arthropoda; Copepoda; Harpacticoida; Harpacticidae
Product: fibroin heavy chain-like
Exons: 4
Coding region: 135-1403 (422 amino acids)
Source: RefSeq, a predicted model, not a curated record